AUGUUUUUUUUCCGGCUAUACAACCAAAUUGAAGAGCUCAACAAUUUCUCCGGCUAGACAAUCAUUGUUUAGUUGUAAAACAGUUGAUAGAAUUGUAUGUACAAUAAGCUAUUGCUCCAAAUAAUCUAGAACUGAAGGGUGCACUUGUGCUUUGGAUUAAACUGAUAGUUUUCCACUAUAUGAUGCUGCAGGGUGAAGUAUGAAAAGUUCUAUACUCUGAAGAAUUAACUUAGAACACACUCAGUACACUUGUACAAUUAUGUGGCUGCUUUUUGACUGAAGAGUAAAAUAAUUGUUUUUACCAAGUCCUUGUUAGUAUCAAGUAGUGCCUUGCUGUUACUGCUGAUGUUCAAGAACUGAAAAGUGCAAUUUCAGGUAGCCUACAAUCUGAACAAUGUUUGUACAAAGUGUACCUUUUAUCAUUGCUGAUUUGUAACACAAAAGUACUAACUGUUUGUGAAAAAGUGUGCAAUAAUUCUUGUUGGGACAAUAUUGUUUGUACAACGCUAUUGCUGAGACUGGACUGAAGAGAAGUGCAAUUGUUUGUAUAAAGUAUAUAAACGGCACCAUUGCUGUUGCUGCUGAUCCAUAACGCGAGAGUACCAACUGUUUGUACAAAGGUGUACAAUUAUUGUUGGGACAAUAUUGUUUGUGAAAUGCUAUAUUGCUGAGAUUAGACUAAAGAGUAGUGCAUAUUGUUGGUACAAAAUAGAGCGUCGCUAGGAUGAUACUGAGAGGUUGGCAAAGACGUCGUCGACGGCGUAUCCUGCCAAUGCUACUCUUCAACAUAAUGCACUUCACCUAUGAUUUCAUCAAUCAGGCUGACUUCCUAAUUGGAAUAGCCAACCAGGGCCCAAUCCUGGAAGCACUAACUCUGGGUAACGGCACAUCUGCGUCGCGGGAAGAUUGCAUAUGGCGUCGCGGCGCCGAUGCUGAUCCCUGCCCCGAUCCAGAUGUCAGGCUGCUGCUCUACUCCAAAAGAGGGGUGGAAGAGGUUCGAGUAGAGGUGGGGGUAGGAAAAGGGGGGUGGCUACACUCUUCAGCAUUCGACCCCACCCUCGAUUCCGUGGUUCUCGUUCACGGAUAUGCCGGUCUAUCUGAUACUCUGCCAGUCGGUGUUCUCAGAGACGCCUACCUGCGCAAUGGCAGCUAUAACGUGUUUGCGGUGGACUGGGGCGCAUUGGCGCGCAUUCCCUGCUACGGUGCGGCAGUUCACAACAUGCACGCCGUGGCGCGCUGUUUGGCGCAAAUGUUGGCCUAUCUGCGUGACUCGGGUGUGCCUGUGCAGCGCACCGCAUGCGUCGGUCACAGCCUGGGCGCACACGUGUGCGGUCUCGCCGCCAACCAUGUCAACUUCCGCAUGCACAAGAUCAUCGGCCUAGACCCUGCUCGCCCUCUGAUCCGUAGUCAGAGCCGCAGUAGACUGGAUGCAAGUGACGCAGACGUCGUUCAGGUGAUCCACACGAGCUCGUCGUUUGGCGACGUCCGUCAGAUGGGUCACGUCGACUUCUGCGUCAACGGCGGACGUGUGCAGCCCUUCUGCUACAACACUACUAACGAAGCCCUGUGCAGUCACAUCAGAAGCGUUUGCUACAUGGCUGAGACGCUGACACCUUACUCACGUAUGGCUGUGCCGUGUGCCAGGAGAUGUGCCAUUGUGGACCGAAGCAGUCAGUUCUUCGACAGGCAUGCACCUCCUGUACCUAUGGGCCAUGGCACACCUAACAGUGCCAGUGGUACAUUCUGUGUAGUCAACAAGGAUGCUCCGUACUGUCCAAGCUCUAAGCAUCCCAUUGGAAGUCCUCUAUGUUGUGUACCGCCGAAAAUGCCCAACGAUAUACCUACAUAAAUUCAUAGAACUUUAAUAAACCAAUCUACUAUUUAUUUCAACCAAUUAGUAAAAACUCUGACAUCUGAAUCUCCAUUUGACCAUAGAGGUACCUAAGUUUACUCAGUACAAAUUAUCUCAUAAUUACUUGAGUAUAUCUCAUAAUUAUUCUCCGAGAUGAAAAGUUUAUUAUGGUGGUAUAGUAGGCUACUUGAGAAUAUCUUAUAUUACUCCUUGAGCUGAAUUAUUAUAAUGGAGUAUAUUUCAAGAUGAUGAUUAUCACGGUACCUCGGAGGCAUUACCUCGGUACCUCGGCAGAAAUACAGCCGUGAUUCCAUUGUUACAUUGUACGUUGAAUAUAGUAAGUUAUAAUUUAUUGUCUUCUCUUGUCAUUAUGAUAUAGGCCCAUGUGUAAAAGUUGAGUGAAGCUGGAAAUAAAGAUUUAUUUUUUAAGCAAUA
This is a messenger RNA of Nilaparvata lugens (brown planthopper), 2287 nucleotides long. RefSeq names its product phospholipase A1 VesT1.02. The record is from RefSeq and is a predicted model, not a curated record. The coding region runs from base 725 to 1849 and encodes 374 amino acids. The transcript is spliced from 7 exons. Lineage: Eukaryota; Metazoa; Arthropoda; Insecta; Hemiptera; Delphacidae. Gene Ontology annotation, biological process: lipid metabolic process. Gene Ontology annotation, molecular function: lipase activity.